Messenger RNA from Odontomachus brunneus, 4280 nucleotides. RefSeq names its product pancreatic triacylglycerol lipase-like. NCBI's taxonomy places the organism in Eukaryota, Metazoa, Arthropoda, Insecta, Hymenoptera, Formicidae. Gene Ontology annotation, molecular function: triacylglycerol lipase activity. Gene Ontology annotation, biological process: lipid metabolic process. The coding region runs from base 147 to 2111 and encodes 654 amino acids. The record is from RefSeq and is a predicted model, not a curated record. The transcript has 10 exons.
ACAGCUUCGGGUAGAGCAGCGGUAAAACGUCCGCGCGAUCGAUCUUUCAGGUUCAAGAGCUCGCGCACGCUCGUGCACGCCACGCUUUCUCGUGAUCUUGACAGAUAAAUCGAUAAAUCCGCGUGGCACCGCGACCAGUCGCGAAAAUGCAGCUCGAGAGAGCGCGGGGACAGGCGUGUAUUGAAAAAUGCCGCGUUUCCGCGACCCGGCGGAACACACUUCCUGUACAAUUAGUCACGGCAGCGGCGCAACGACACACCGCGAUCGCGUACCCGUUCGCACACGAGAGGAAAACCGGUGGAGCACCGCGCCGACGACGAUCACGAGGCGAAGUGGACGAGAACGAAGAUAGAAUUCGUCGGAGACGCGAAACAGCGGCACGCGAGUUAGAAGAGACUGAAGCUACAUGGUCCCUGGGGACGAGGAGCAGCGGCAUGAACGGACGAGGAGCCGGCGACGGCGAAGGAGCGCUGCUCCUGCUCCUCAUCGCAUUGACUCCUGUUAUCUGCUCCGCCGGAAUCCUGGACCCUUGGCAAUGGGCGCGCAGCGAUCGGAUCGAAGUCAACAUACCUUGGCUGCCUUUUGAGAACGAGACGCGCUGCUACGACGAGCUGGGCUGCCUGAACAUCACCAGAAACUGGUACCACCUCAUUCACAGGCCGCUCAACGUUUUCCCAUUGCCGCGGGAGGUCAUCAAUACCAGAUUCAUCCUCUACACGAAUCAGAACCCUAUUGAAGGUCAAGUGUUGAAAGUAUCCAAGGAUAAGUCUAUCGAGCACUCGAACUUCAAUCCCAAGCGCAAAACUAAAUUUAUCAUACACGGUUUUAUUGACACGCCGUUAAGCAACUGGGUGAAGGAGAUGAGAAGCGAGCUGUUGGUACACGGCGACUACAAUGUUAUCGUGGUCGACUGGGCAGGUGGAAGUCUGCCUUUGUAUACCCAAGCGACGGCGAACACGAGAUUGGUCGGGCUGGAGUUAGCUCAUCUCAUUAAACAUUUGCAAACUAAUUACGGCUUGGAACCGAACGACGUGCACUUGAUCGGCCACAGUCUUGGCGCGCACACGGCCGGUUACGCGGGCGAAAAAUUGAGCGGCAACAUCGGCCGCAUCACCGGUUUGGAUCCCGCGGAACCUUACUUUCAAGGGAUGCCGAGUCACCUUCGAUUGGACUACACGGACGCCCGGCUGGUGGAUGUAAUACACACUGACGGCAAGAGCAUCUUCUUUUUAGGCCUUCCAGGUUACGGGAUGAGUCAGCCGUGCGGCCACUUGGACUUCUACCCGAACAACGGCAAGGAACAACCGGGAUGCACCGACCUGAGCGAGACCACGCCGUCGUUACCUCUGACUCUGAUACGCGAGGGUCUCGAGGAGGCGUCGCGCGUCCUGGUCGCCUGCAAUCAUGUGCGUGCAUUGAAGCUCUUCAUCGAGAGCAUCAACUCCAAGUGCCAGUAUGUGGCACACGAGUGCUCGAGCUACGCCAGCUUCCUGCGGGGCGAAUGCUUCUCCUGCAAGAGCAACAACAGCUUGAGCUGCGGCGUCAUGGGUUACCACGCCGACACAAGUCCGGCCCUGGUGAAGCGCCAGGCGAUGGGACAGGACGUCUCGUCCUUGUUGGGGUCCAAGUUCUUCUUCAUCACCGGCAAGGAGGAUCCAUACUGCAGAAGGCAUUAUAGGAUCACCAUCAACCUCGCCCGUCCGCCGACCGCGGAGAGCUGGGUGCAGGGCUUCAUGAAAGUCACUCUCCACGCCGACAACGGCGUGAUACGCAACAUGGAUCUAACGCCCAGUGGUUACAUGAGACUGGAACACGGCUCGACGGCACGAAUGGUCGUGGCCCAUCCGACCGGUUCCAUCGGCAACAUCGGUAAGAUCAGGCGAGUCGAGCUCUCCUGGGUGUACGACAUGGACGUGCUGCAACCUCGUUCUCUGUGCUUCUUCUGGUGCAACGAUCACCUUUACGUCAACAGUGUCUCCGUGGACGUCAUGGAUCUACCGGGCAGAGGGAAACGGGAGACGGAUUUCUCCAGUAAGCUCUGCUCGGCUGGCAGGCAGGAGUACGCGGAAAUCGCGAGCGGAUCCACCGCCUCGUUCGUCGACAACUGCUGACGAUCCGUCCGGGAGAGCGCCGUGUGCGGAUGAAGCGCGCUCAGAGACGUCGUCGACCCGCAAUAAUUACGAAGCGCCAACAGCUGCCGCUUCCAUCCGCUUCCAACCGGCGGUUCUCGAAAGUCGGACGAUGAUUAAGCGAAGUAUGCGCUCGCCUGGGGAAUAGUCGGGAUCGUGGGCCCUCGUCGUAAUAAUCUCGUCGCCGUAAUUCCUUUCGCUAAUGAUACGGUGGGAGGUGAGGGCUUUAUACCGUUUGACUUUCUUCCUAUUUAUCGCGACUGACCGACCGACCCGAGCGUCGCUUUCUUCAAACACACUCUGACGCGCCGACCGCUCGCUAAUUAGCGUCUCACCGAACUUGUGGAGGCGAUUGCGAGUCUUGCGGAUGGACGACGGCGGGACGGGAUAACGCGAUUCGCCGAGAGCCGCUUACACGAGUUCCUAAAGAGAUCUGUCCACGCAGUCGGCGAAAAUGAAAUUCUGAUCGCGCGUAACGCCACUCGGGGCCUGGCGAUUGCGAAAGAAUUCGCAGGCGACGAAAUUCUCGGACGUCUGACGUCUGAAAUUGUGAAAGAGCGCGGGCGCGCCACCGACGCACAGUGGCAACAAGUGAAUAUUUACCGUUCAAAAAUAGCUACAGAUCGUAAGGUAAAAGUAAAGUAAAAAUAAGGUAAAUGUCCGGACAUACACUUAAUCCUUAUUUACAUUUUUAUUGAGCAUAUAUAUAUAUAUAUAUAUAUACACAUUCUACGUUGAAAGUUUAAAUAUUCGUAUUUAAAUACUAAAAUAGUAAGAAUGUCCAGGAUUAUAUGUCCGGGAAUUGGUACUUUUACCUUAAUUCUUAAGAUUCUUGUGUACUUGCAUCGUCUCUCACUUUUUAAUGACGUCAGAAGCGAGAAAAUGUAUGCAAAAAAUUCUUGCGAAAUACGUCGAGAUAAAAAGAUAUAUCCGUAAAAUGUCACUUAUGAUCGAUCAAGCAUACUUCUAAAAUAUUCCGUAUACUUUCCUUUUAUUCUAAAAAUCAAUAAAAUUGUAAAAUUAAUAUGACAGAGUAAUGAGAAAAUUAGGUUAAAAAAGAAGAUUGCAAUUCACGUUAAUUUCAUGGUUAUUCAUUAAUUGUUAGAGCAAAAGGAAAGUGCCCGGAAUAUUUUAGAGAUGUGUUUAAUCGACUGCAAGUGUCAUUUUGUGAAUAUAUCUUUUGUUAUCUCGACAUAUAUAUUUUGCAAAAAAUCUUAACAUGCGUUUCCUUCUUCCUGACGUCAUUAAAAAAAGAGAUGGACGAUGUGAAUGGCCAAGAAACUUAACCGAGAAAUCGAAACGAAUAUUUUUUUAAAAUUAAUCGUUAAUAAAUUUCGAAGAAAACUGUAAAACUAACUCGAUUGUUAAAAAAGAUCUCCUGAAAUUUGCAAUAUUAAUAACAAUCUGAAAAUUAUUGUUAACUAGAAGUUGAAUUAGAAGAAUAUUAUUUUUAAAACUGCUUUUGCACUAAGCUACUUUAUACGUUGAGGUCGCUGAAUACAAAUCUGAUGUUAGAAUUAAAACUUGACUAUAGGCACUUGUCAAUUUCGCUGUCAACUUUAAAAAAAAUUGCAUGUCUUUUAGCGAAAGGACACAUUAGAGAUUUUGGAGAUUGCUGAAUACAAAUCUCAUGUAAGAAUUAGGCUGACAGCUAUCAAUAUAUGUUUAAAAAUCGAGCUUCACAGUUCUCUUCAAAAUUUGUUAAUGAUUAAUUUCAAGAAAGAUUUGUCUCGACCGGUUAAGAAUUAUGCUCUGUAGCGAUUUUGAACAAUAAAUUUUCAUUUAUCCCCACUAUGACGCGAAGAAUCGACCUGACUUUUCACUACUCUCGACGAAUGAUUUCUUCUUCAGUAUUACGAUCGGUGUGUUUGCUGUCAUGUACAUCUUGUAUAUAAUGUUAGACGUUAACGUUAAGACUAAUCUCCCUUCUGGAUGUGAUUCUCAUCGUUAAUUUGCAGUGAUUGCUACUGUAUAAGAUAUUCUUAUUAAGCCAUUAAUGCGUGUAUUAAGGCACGUCUGCAAUACACGCGAAGUAAGCUUGGCGUAAAAAAGUUAGAGUAAAAAUUAUUUAUUUCCCUAGCCCUCUCCCUUACACCGCGAGUAUUUCUCUUACUUAAGAGAAUUAUUCUGGAGUACAGAAGGAUAUGUAAA